AUGAAAUUCAUCAUUGUGCUUGCCUGCCUCUGCGCCUUAGCUUUUGCUAAUGAGGAUGCUAAUGUCUUGAAGAAUGACGCAGAAGUUAACCCAGAUAGCUUCAAAUAUGCUUAUGAAUUCGAUAAUCACAUCAAGGCUGUGCAGGAAGGUAUCUUGAAGGAUAAGGAUCUCUGGUUUGUGAGUGGCGAAUACGAAUACAUUUCACCUGAAGGCAAGACUGUUAAGGUUUCCUAUGUUGCUGACGAUACUGGCUAUCAUCCAAAAGUAUUCGUUUAA
Molecule: messenger RNA, 276 nt
Organism: Teleopsis dalmanni
Lineage: Eukaryota; Metazoa; Arthropoda; Insecta; Diptera; Diopsidae
Product: larval cuticle protein 9-like
Exons: 2
Coding region: 1-276 (91 amino acids)
Source: RefSeq, a predicted model, not a curated record